This is a messenger RNA of Saccostrea cuccullata (small rock oyster), 1619 nucleotides long. RefSeq names its product multiple epidermal growth factor-like domains protein 10. The coding region runs from base 1 to 1377 and encodes 458 amino acids. Gene Ontology annotation, molecular function: scavenger receptor activity. NCBI's taxonomy places the organism in Eukaryota, Metazoa, Mollusca, Bivalvia, Ostreida, Ostreidae. The transcript is spliced from 9 exons. The record is from RefSeq and is a predicted model, not a curated record. Gene Ontology annotation, cellular component: membrane.
AUGGAAACCUACGCAAUAUUUUCGUUCAUUGUAUUUUGUAAGUUAACUGGAAAAACAGACUCCUUCAAAUUUUUAGCUUUUAAAAGGCCGGUGACUGUAAGUUCUAGAUACAACAGUGAGCACUUUUCUCCAAGUAAUGCAGUAGACGGGGAUCGCAGUACAGACCUGCUGAAAUGUACACUGACGGGCUUUGACCAGAAAGAGGCGUGGUUAAGGGUUGACCUCGGCUCAAAGAAGAAUAUCGAAUCGAUAUCAAUUCUGCAUGGAGGUUUGGGCGUUGAUGCUUCUCCAAUAGAAUCAACUAUACUGGGUGUACGUCCAGACUCUGACGGCACUGGGACUGUAUAUCUCAGGGGCAAUGGGAAUGUAUAUCUCAGGGGCAAUGGAACAAUAUGUGGGGAUAACUUUAAUACGGGAGACGCAAUGGUGAUAUGUCUAAUAUGGGGAUUUAUUCCGGACUAUCCAUCAUACAAAAAAGUAAAUACGUCCUCCAACAUUGUACUGAAUGACCCCAACUGUAGUGGGAACGAAGUUAGUUUAAACGAAUGUCCAAUGGGUGAAAAUAACUGUACUUCCGGUCAAUCAGUGUCGGUGAAAUGUAGAGAAGGGAGUACCCUUGCGGGUUUCUCUGUAUAUAUAUCUGACACGGAAGACUGGAAAUCGGGGCAUGUUUGUCAUUAUCAUGAGAUAGAAGAAAUACCAAGCAAUACGAUUUCUUUCCCCUGCGUCUCUUCCGGUCGCUAUGUUACUGUUUACAAUUCAAGGAAUGCGACUCAAUUCCUCUCUGUGUCCGACUGGGCAUAUAUCAAUAUUUGCGAAUUAAAUGUUGCAGGUUGUGAUUUUGGUUAUUAUGGAGGAGAAUGUUCCAGGUGUCCCGAAAAAUGCCUAAACAAUAAUUGCCAUAUCCAGACAGGGGCCUGUUCUGCCUGCAAAGAAGGUUACACAGGAGAAACUUGCACAGAGUGUUCAGCAGGUCGGUAUGGACGGAGCUGCUCUCUUACUUGUGGACAAUGUCGGGACGGAACAACAUGUGAUAACAUGAACGGGGCUUGUCCUAAUGGAUGUUCAGCUGGAUGGAUGGGAGGAAAAUGUGAUCAAAAAUGUGAGUUCGGAUACUUUGGUCUUGGAUGUAACAAUUCAUGUAGCAUUGCAAACUGUAAAAACAGUUCCUCUUGUGAUGCCAUUAACGGAGCAUGCGUGGUCGGCUGUAUUGAUGGUUGGACAGGAAGUACCUGCAAUGAGAAACCCAAUGGUAGGGUAGCAUACAUCAUCGCCGGCUCAGUUUCAUCGAUCUUUAUCAUUAUCUUGGUAGUUGUUAUUUCUCUUUCAUUAAUCCUGAAAAAACCUUGCCAUAAAAAAGCAGUAAACUACGAAUAGUCGUUGAAGAACAGUAUAAACAGAAAUUAUGAUCACAUUUCGAAAAUUACGAUAAAUAAGAAAAGGGAGAAUAACCAAUCAUAUUAUAUGGAUACCUCCAUAGAAAAUAUUGUUUCAAGAUCCGAGCAUGUUUAUGAUGAACCCGAUAUAUAGAAUUUUUGUAAACUUUCUUGAUAUAUGUAUCCGAUAUAUCGUAAACAAUCCGAAUGGUCAUCUUUGGAAAAUGAUAUCCUAAUAAAUUG